Papilio machaon (common yellow swallowtail) is the source of this 2389-nucleotide messenger RNA. It is a transcript of the gene Aldh7A1, whose product is annotated as putative aldehyde dehydrogenase family 7 member A1 homolog. The coding region runs from base 268 to 1878 and encodes 536 amino acids. The transcript is spliced from 8 exons. Gene Ontology annotation, molecular function: aldehyde dehydrogenase (NAD+) activity. NCBI's taxonomy places the organism in Eukaryota, Metazoa, Arthropoda, Insecta, Lepidoptera, Papilionidae. The record is from RefSeq and is a predicted model, not a curated record.
UUUCAUUUUUAGAAAAAUCUGCACGUCUUCAGACCAAGAUAGCGACUGCCUAGUUUUUAAAUAGUGUAUUUUCUCAAUAGGUCGAAUUAUACAUUAAAUUGCCAAUUCAUGCCCAGCAACAAAAAUAAUCAAAUAAUUCUACCGAUAAUACAUACGUGGAGGUACAGAUAGUUCGUUAGUCAAGUGAUAACAUAAAUUAAAUAUGUUUAUACAGCUCUGAGUGGAAAAUAAGUCAUAUCUUUCCACAACUCCGUUACAACUGGACCGAUGAGUCGUUUACUUUGCCGUACAGUUUUUACUCUUCGUUUAAAGCUGCCGUUAUCCCGUAAGAUGUCUGCUUAUUUGAUCGACGAUCCCAAAUAUGCUUUCUUAAAAGAUUUGGGCUUGGAGAAGAAAAAUAUUGGUGUUUUUAAUGGAAAAUGGAAUGCUAAUGGCCAGGUAAUCCAAUCAAUCAGUCCGGCUAAUGGCAAAGUGAUAGCCGAAGUGCAAGGAGCGAGUGCAUCUGACUACGAGGCUUGUGCAGCGGCCGCGCAGGAUGCCUGGCACUCUUGGGCGGACCUGCCCGCGCCCUCCAGAGGGGAGAUAGUGAGGCAAAUUGGAGAUGCACUGAGGGAAAAACUACAGCCAUUGGGACAGUUGGUCUCCUUGGAAAUGGGAAAAAUUCUUCCCGAAGCUGUUGGAGAAGUUGUGGAGUAUAUCCACGUGUGUGAUUUGGCUUUGGGCCUUUCCCGGUCUCUGCCGGGGACCGUGUUCCCUUCAGAACGGCCGGGGCACAUGCUUAUAGAGAAAUGGAAUCCACUCGGCGCCAUUGGAAUCAUAACAGCGUUCAAUUUCCCAGUAGCCGUGUUUGGAUGGAACAGUGCUAUUGCUAUGGUUUGUGGAGAUACCAGCGUAUGGAAACCAUCUGAUACUACGCCCUUGGUCGCAGUAGCGGUCACCAAGAUAGUGGAGAGUGUACUGAAAAAGAAUGACAUCCCUGGCGCCGUUGCCGCGCUUUGCGUGGGCGGGAAAGACAUCGGCCAACAGUUGGUACAAGACCCGAGAAUGAAACUGGUUUCUUUCACUGGCAGUACUGCCGUUGGUCAACAAGUGGGCGUGGAAGUACAGAAGCGGUUCGGACGCCACCUGUUAGAACUGGGCGGCAACAACGCAAUCGUGGUGAACGAGGACGCCAACGUUGACCUAUUGGUCUCGGCGGCGCUGUUCGCAUGCGCCGGCACCGCGGGGCAGAGGUGCACCACCACGCGUAGAAUAUUUAUACAUAAGAAGCUGUAUAAAGAAGUGGUUUCAAGAUUGGCGAAAUCUUUCGCUGGAGUUGUGAGCAAAAUCGGAGAUCCCUUGGAGGCGAAUUCAUUGAUAGGGCCGCUACACACGGCAGCUGCUGUGGAGGCAUACAAGAAGACCGUCGCAGAAGCCGUCGAACAGGGAGGCAAGAUAGAAUUCGGUGGCAAGGUUAUCGAACGUGAGGGAUACUUUGUGGAGCCAACGAUAGUCACAGGUCUGGCCCACGACUCACCGCUGGUGAAGAGUGAGUGCUUCGCGCCCAUCGUCUACUGCAUCGAGAUCCCCGACCUCGACACCGGCAUCAAGUACAACAACGAAGUCGACCAGGGCCUUUCCUCCAGCUUGUUUACUGAGAAUUUGGGCAACGUAUUUAAGUGGAUCGGUCCGCACGGGUCUGACUGCGGCAUUGUGAACGUGAAUAUACCGACUAACGGCGCGGAGGUGGGCGGUGCCUUUGGCGGCGAGAAGGCGACAGGCGGUGGGCGCGAGUGCGGCUCCGACGCGUGGAAGACCUACAUGCGCCGCUCCACCGUCACCAUCAACUGCUCCGGCGCCAUCAAACUCGCACAAAACAUUCAGUUCGGCGACGAAUAAUAUUUUCACAUUCAUAAAUCUCUACCCGUCCCAUUGUUCAUUAGAACACAAUAAAAAGUUAAUUUUAUUUAAAUUCAAAAGUAUGCAAAUUGUGAUUUCUUACAAAAACAGCUCAACUAAUGUAUCCAUAGUUACGUAGUUAGUCCGGUGUCCGCAUUGACUCGUUUCAGACUCGUCGGGGGUCAUCAAGGUUAAUGUAUACGGGCUUGAUACGCGGUUGCGCUACGUGGCUUAGCAAAGUAUUUGUAUACUUAGCCGUGGACGCGCAAAACGCAUCUCGACUGGGCUGGGGACGCGGGAUUCGUCGCCGAGGAUCCAGUACGGUGGACGCUGGCUAAGCGGGUAGCGUUCGUAGUCUGUACCCCGCACUGACGUCGACAACCUUGAUACCGAUGCCAUUAAAAUUUACAUAAAUGUGUAUUCGUUUACAGCUGCUAAUUACGAAGACUGAUUGUAACGUUAUAAAUUAAAUUUUUUUACCUACCUAAGUUUAAUCACUGUUUUAUUUUUA